UUUAUUUGACAGCACGGAUAACAGGGUUGUAUAGCUCUACUAGUCACUACGCCAAACCCAGAGCGAAGUGUCGCAGGUUCGAUUCGCGCGUAGGGUGUUUUAUCAAGGAUUGUGUAAGUCUGUGAAUGUGACUUGAAUGCUUGUGAAACAACCCAAUUUAAUUCUUUAAAGCGGGAUUCGGGAGUCUUUCAUAGAAAAAGACAAAUUAAUACGUCCAUUUGUCAAAUUGUCCCUUGUCUCUCUUUGUGUAGAACGUUAAUCUUAAAAAUUCGGCAAAAAAAAAUAAAGGUUUAUAAGGUCUGCAUAUUCUUCUUAGAAUUAAUAAUACGAUUCGCUUCAAAAAAACUUUUUGAAUUAAAGUGCUUUGGUAUUUUAAUUCAUUAAUUUCAAUGUGUUUCAAAAUGAAAUGAGUUGUCUCAAAAACUACUCUUUUCUUGUUGAAUAAUGAAUUGAAUUGAAGACUUUAUUUGGUCGCCUUCAAAACGAAAUCGCAAAACUUAUCGCAGCAUCAAUUUCACUUACACUUAACUAUUACGACACAAGCAGGAGAAACUAGAGUGUUACAAUUUAAAAACCAGUUGAAUAAAUUUAUAAAACUUGCGAACAUAACAUAGCGUAAUCGGCCUAACAUAAUUUAUCCGGUUUGAAUUAUGAACAAUAUUAAGCCCCCGCCAUCUUGCCGCGACCUUUCCCGCCACCAAUCUGACAUUACCGCGUUUUGGCGCGAACCGAACGCGAGUUUGCAUUCAGCCAGCGUCGCGAUUUAUAAUUUUAUUUUUACGCGGCAAUUGUGAAUUGAAAGUGAAUUAUUUGAAUCAAAAAACUGUUUGAUUUAAUUUAUUUGUGCAUGGUUGAAUUAGUGUUAUUCUUAUGAAUGUGUGGUGAAUUUAGAAUAAUAAUUCGCCGAUACUCAGAUGGCUAAUAUAAAAUGUACCACCGUGGGAGAAAGAAAAUGAAGCUCAUUAUCAGUGCCAUACUCCUGCUGAGUGUCCCAGCGAACUGCUUACCAAAGUCCAUCGUCUCCAGCCAGGAGCCGCCCAAGUAUGGAGAAGAGAACCUCGACAACACCAUCAUAGAUUUCGAUGAAGAAUACAACCUUAAGUACAACAAGAAAUAUGGGAACGUCCCCUGGAACUCUAACGAAAACUUCAACAAAGAAACACACAGAUACACCAUAGUCAAAGAUUUCGAUAAGAAACUAGAAAAUAAUGAUAGAAAUAAAACCGAUGCCAAAUUAGAAACAACAUCAACCUUAGAUUAUAGUGUUAUACCUUUAGAACUGAUAAGUACAACUGAUAAUACUCCAGUAAGUGUAGAAAGUAGUGCAGAACUUGAUUUGACGGUGAUACCGCUGUCGACGACGAAACGAACACCGACUACUUUAAGACCAACGACUUUACCGACUUCGACACAAGAAAUAGACACCACAACGGAUUUUUCUGAUAGCAAAACGACGAGUGACCUUCCCGUUACAGAGAAAUAUACAAGCAAAUACACAAUAUCGACAACUGAGGCCGACACACAAACAACAUACGAUACGACAACAGACAUAUCUGCAAGUGAAACACAAAGCACUUUGGCGCCUUUAAGAAACGCGACCGAAGUAAUCUUUGAAUCAACAACUACUAUAAAACCAGAAAAAAAUAACAGAAAGAAUUUGAGCAGAAUCGAUGUGAGUACAGAAUCUGAGGAUUCAGACGUUCCAAUAUUCACAGAAUUGGAUACCGAAGACCAGGCCGAGGUACCUGAGGAUUACUAUGAUGCUAAGGACGUGGUCCCGACCACAGCUCCUAAGACCGAUGCAUUAUCAGUGAUAUUUGGUUUGGCUGGGAGCGUCGUGGAGAGUGUGGUGGAAAGUGUGGCAGAGAGAGUAGUACCGAAGGGAAUUGUGGACUUGUUUAGGAGGAUGCAGAGACAGAGCGAGAUGUUGGAGGCUGAGAGAUUGAGGAGUCGGGAGGAGAAUGGAGGAAUUGGUCAAUUUGGACGAGGUAUCCUCAAGACUAUUUCGUCUGGCAUCAGCAAGCCUCUGAGCCAGCUGAUGGCCGGGGUCAGGGACAUUGGAUCUUUGGACAACGACCGCGGCUUCAUCACCAGCCUGGCCUCAGGAGUCACCAGCGUCGCCAACGUCGCUAACUCCGUCGUGGACACGUUUAAGGACAGAGUGCAGGCUAUUUAUCCUGGCACGGUUUGGUGUGGUGACGGGCGCUCGGCCACGGCUCGCUCCAGCGACUUGGGGCUGUUCUUCUUCACGGACACCUGCUGCCGCCAGCAUGAUGCUUGCAAGCUCUACAUCAAGGCUGGAGAGACCAAGUAUGGACUCACCAACACUGGACUGUUCACCAGAUCCCACUGCAGUUGCGACGCGAAGUUCCGCGAGUGCCUGCACCGCACCAACUCGCUGGUGUCGGCGCAGAUCGGCGUCACCUACUUCAACAUCCUCGGGCCGCAGUGCUUCCGCAACGCGCACCCCAUCGUCAAGUGCGUCAAGAAGACCAGGAUUACGGGCCAGAAAUGUGAGGAGUACGAGUUGGACUACACCAAGCCUAAGAUGUGGCAGUGGUUUGACAACGAGACCUUCUGAUCAUCAUGAAGACAACAUUUUUUAAUGGCCUAUAAUCAGGCCUAUACGUGCCUUACAGUGGCCUUGGCCCAACCAUGAAAGCCUGGCCUGGAUAAAACAAUACUAUCCGAAUACUGUACUAUUGCUUAAGUUACGGUAUCCUCUGCACCUUAAAGUGGCAGACUUGAUGCCACUUUAAGGUGCAGCCUUAGACGAAAGGAUGUGCUAGUGUUCGGAUUGAGGCCACUUCCUUAAUUGGAAUUUAAAUUAAACCUCCAAAAGAACAAAUUUUAGUCAUGAAUGCCUUUGUAAGAAAUUUUGUAGAAAUUGAUUUUACAAAUGACAAAUUUAAAUGUAAAUAAAUAAUUUUAUAGUUAUUUAUUGCCUGACUAACAAUGUCCCAUCCGUAGCGAGAUAUAUUAUAAUUUUAAGAUGUUUUUUAUAUAAGUUUAUUUUAUAAUUAAACUAUAUGAAAGUACAAUAAAUUUUUAUAUGUAAUUUUAGCUUUUUCAUUUGUUAUUUUUUUACGUGGCCCUAAUAACUUUUAAUAGGUUUACAUAAUCAAUAAUGGGCUGUUGGUCAAGUCGUCGUCGUGUCGCAAGUUCGAUCCCCGCGUAGGACAAACAUUUGUGUGAUCCACGAGUGCU
Molecule: messenger RNA, 3207 nt
Organism: Trichoplusia ni (cabbage looper)
Lineage: Eukaryota; Metazoa; Arthropoda; Insecta; Lepidoptera; Noctuidae
Exons: 6
Coding region: 929-2581 (550 amino acids)
Biological process (GO): arachidonate secretion; phospholipid metabolic process
Source: RefSeq, a predicted model, not a curated record